Messenger RNA from Scheffersomyces stipitis CBS 6054, 3987 nucleotides. Its product is annotated as GAG-pre-integrase domain-containing protein. The record is from RefSeq and is a predicted model, not a curated record. Gene Ontology annotation, biological process: DNA integration. Lineage: Eukaryota; Fungi; Ascomycota; Pichiomycetes; Serinales; Debaryomycetaceae. The coding region runs from base 1 to 3987 and encodes 1328 amino acids. Gene Ontology annotation, molecular function: zinc ion binding; nucleic acid binding. The transcript has 2 exons.
AUGAAUAAUCCGAUUCAAUCUACUGAGCUUCCAAAGCAAACAGUUCAACAGGUUAUGAGCCAAUUAAAUUCUGGCCUCAUGGUCAUUGAUACUCUUCUUCUCAGAGGCCGUGAGAACUUUCUGGAAUGGAAAGACUGGAUGACUGGUAUGUUCAGUAGCUGUGUCUUGGCUACAGAGAUUGCUGCUUAUCUUUCAGAGAAAGAACUUUCCAUCACCUUUACGGACCAGCAGGCGUUGAGCCACAAGCUCCGUGAGCUUAUUCUCAAGUGUAUGAAGCCUGACGUUCAGUCAUUGUUCACGCACUACUCUCUGGGAGUCGAAACUUGGAAAGCUGUCGAAACCAAGUAUGCGAUCGCCAGCUCUAGGGAUGCGGUCGGUUAUCUCAAGUACUUAUUUGGUGGCCUUGCUGAUCCGACCAUUACGACUGAAGCUGGGUUCUUGAUUGCUGAAAAGUUGACUGCGUUUAUGACUAAGUACGAUAACGACUCCAUGAAAGCGCUCCUCUUCCUUUAUGGUACGGGGAACUCCAAGGUUAGAGAUCUAUUCUUUUCUCAAGUUCGCCUGACUCCCACCGUGACUGCGGACGAAGUUCUCAAUUUCUUUGCUUAUCAUGAUGAGCUUACUCCACCUGCCACGUCCUCCGCCUUGCUUGUCCUGUCCUCGUCUCAAUCUGCUUAUGCCCUUACGUCCUUGUCUUCUCCUUCUGGUCCUGUCACCAGGAACUUGAUCAAGGCUAAAGGUACGGAUCUGAUUUGGCAGCUUGAUUGCUACAACUGCUAUGGGUGUGGUCACAUGGCCAAGAACUGCCCUGCUCCUUAUCGUGAGGGUGAAGUUCCUCGUAUGGCUUCUCGCUUCGGUCCUGGCGGUCCAGGAAAGCACCGCAGGAGGCACGGCUCUCGUCCAAAGCCUGCUGCUCAUUAUGCUCUCGCUGAUGAUGCUCUGACUUUUGGUUUUGACCAGCCCGGUGCUUAUUAUGCUCAUCUCGCUCACUACACCCACUAUGCCCUCUUGGCUUCUUCUUCCUCUGCCAGCUUUAUUUUUGAUUCAGGUGCUUCUACCCACAUUUGUAACGAUAGAAGUCUCUUCCAUGACAUCGUUCCUCACUCUGGUUCUGUCAUGAACGCCGGUCACGAGCCUCUCUCGAUUGCCGGUCGUGGUACUCUUGUGUUUGAUCUCCAUGGUCAGAAGAUUCGGGUGUUCAAUGUUCUUUACGUUCCUGACUGUACUCAGAAUCUUCUUUCCAUCCUGGCUGUUACUACUACGGGCGACAAGCUUGUUAUCUCUCAUGAUGAUAUUGUUCACCCUAAAUAUGGCCAACUUGCUACCAGAGACCUGAGAAAUCUUUACUUGCUGUGUCUCGAAAUUGUCCGCCCCUCGACUGUCUCGCGGGUUAACCACUCUGCCUACUCGGCCCCCGCUCCUGUUACGGUCGCUGCUCCUGCUGCGGACGCUGGUGUGGCACCUAUUUCUGCCUCUGCUCUUGUCCAUGCUCGCCUUGGCCACCCUUCCCCGACUGUCGUUCGUCUGGCCUUGAAAUAUCCGAACAUGCCUCGCACGGCUGUUCACGACUCGAUUUCAUGUGAAGCAUGUCUUAGCUCCAAGAGCACUCGGGUUAUUCCCAAAACGACCACCGGCCCAGUCACAUCUGCUCCCUUGCAACUUCUUCACUGUGAUUUGUCCGGUCCUCAUGCCGGUGGUCCCUCCUCGUUGUUUUAUUUUUGUAUUCUUCUUGACGACUUUACUCGCUUCAAGGCUGUUGGGCCUCUUCUCAAGAAAUCGGAUGCUGCGGACUUCAUUAUCAAAGUUAUUAAGGCAUGGACAAACCACUUCUCCAGUCGUGGUGGCUACCGUGUCUGUAACUUUCGUUCUGACAAUGGAGGUGAGUUUGUUAAUCUGACGCUUACUUCAUUCUUUGCGGCAGAAGGGAUCCAGACCCAGCUCACUGUGCCUGGUAACUCACACCAAAAUGGACGUGCUGAAAGAGCGAUUCGCUCCGUUCUUGACAAAACGCGUACCAUGAUCACUGCGAGCUCUCUUCCUUCGCCCCUCUUCCCGCAUGCACUCCAACAUGCUGCAUUUCUCCUAAACAGGCUACCAACACCUGUUCUCCAAAAUCGCUCGCCAUUUGAACUCUGGCAUGGCGCGAGGCCUAUCUUAUCUCAACUUAAAGUGUUUGGGUGUGCUGCCUUUGUGAAUGUUCCACCCAAUCACCGUCAACUGAAGUUGGUCGCUCGUGCAAUCAAGGGUGUUUAUCUUGGAUCUGAUCCGUUUCGGAAAGCUCAUCUUGUUUAUGAUCUCGCUACCAGACAAGUGAUUACCUCUUCUCAUGUUCGGUUCCAGGAAAAUGUCUUUCCUUUUGCAAGACCUCUGACGUCUACUGUCGUGUCGGCUACCUCCAUUGGUGGUGGUGGUAGUGGUGGUGGCAGUUUUCCUUCUAUUCUGGCACCUGCUCCAGGCCUCACUCAGGGUCCUCGUGUGUCUCUGGCCCCAUCUCCCUCGCCUCCAUCCACGCCAUCUGGCAGUACUGUUUCUCAAUCGCCAGGUUCAUCUGCAGCUCUGUCGUCUGCUUCGGCACCGGUCUCUCCUGCUGCAUCUACUACUCCUCUGUCGCAGCCUCCGUCGACUCCUACUCCGGCGCCUGCUUCUACUCCGGUACCUUCUUCUGCUCCGGUACCUUCUUCUGCUCCGGUACCUUCUUCUGCUCCGGUACCUUCUGCUACUCUGGUACCUUCUGAUACUCUGGUACCUUCUACUUCUGCGGCCCUAACUGCACCAUCCCGUGCCGUUGUUCUGGCUCAGAGGUCCGAUCUGCCUCCCUCUGACUCCUACGAGCUGUCUGACGACUCCUAUACAGCUCCUGCUUCUCGUGAGGUACCAACUCUUACUGCUCCUCGUACGGUACCAUCCCUUCCUGCUCCUCGUAAGGUACCCUCCCUUCCUUCAACUCGUAAGGUGCCAUCUCUUCCUUCUACUCGUACGGUACCUUCACUUCCAGCACCUCGUACAGUACCCUCCCUUCUUCCUGUUCCUCGCAAUAGACCAUCUGCUCCUACUGCUCCUCUCGGUCUUCCUCAUCCUGCGGUUGAGGCUCCAUCCCCUAUCCCUGGAUCUUCAUCAGCCAUACCCAUGGAAAUAGACUCUACGGAUACUGAGCCUGAACCUAUGUCUGAAGAUGGCUAUGACAUGGAAGUGGUCUCUGAUCAGGAAUUCUUCGAUGCUCCUGAGCAAUACGGUACUCAUCCCCGUUCGUCACCUUUGAUCUCCACGCGCUCCUCUAUGGAUGUUCUGCUGGAUCAGGAAGAAUAUCCAGAUCCGUCCACCUAUAUGGACAUCGUGGUGAUGGAUUCGGAUGACCUUUCUUCUUAUCAUGACUCGGAAAUGGAGGAUGCCUCCGACAUGGAUCCCCUUCCGCUUAUUCGUCCUACUUCUAAUAUGGAAAUGGAGGACACCUCCGUCACUUAUCCUCUGCCGCUCACUCGUCAUACUCCUACUACGCAGACUGUGGUGUCCUCCACUCCUCCACCUCCUCCUCAACCACUGCCUCGGGUCGUUCAAUCCGACUCUCCACAAUCCUCUCCUAUUAUUGAGGUUCCUGAUUCUCCCCCACUUCAAUCUCGUCCUCAGCAAUUCCUCCUCCCUCCGGGUCUUUCUCCUACUCGUCUCAUUGAGUUGCCUGCUUCAGGGGGGAUGGAACUCAUCCUAUCGCUGACUGACCGUGCCUUGGUCCCUCUGAAUUCUGAGGCCAACAACAAACUAACUCAUCUUGUUGUAUCGCGUCCUCCUCCGGUGAAUGGGGUUAAGCAUAAACUCACCCCGGUUCCGUCGCGUGAUGGAACACAUCCACAAACACUCAAGCGGGCACACAGACCAAUACUUGUUCCAACACGGUCACAGAGACAACAGGACAAUCAAAAUUUGAUCAACUAUCCACAGAGACAACAAAUUGAGUACAUCACCACCGAUACAGUGCAUUUAUGGUCACCAUAA